AUGCGCAAUCGCAAUCUGCAAUUGCAACUUCGCAAUCGCGGCACGAAGGACGAUUGGGGCGCGUCGAUUCGAUACGACAUCGAUGACACGCCCACAUCGUAUCUGAAUCAAUUCGGCGCCGCCGAUGACGACGAUUCGUUGUCGAGCGACGGCGGCUCGACGCCGCCCGUCUCGCCGACAACCUAUUUGCGAUUCAUGAGCCUCACCGAUGAUCUACAAUUGCUCGUGCGCGACAUCAUUGAUGAAGCGAAGAGGAGUCUGAACGCGGAAGCAUGCGCGAUAUUCAUUCUCGACGAAGUCACGAAAGAGCUCGUCGCCAAAAUAUUCGACAACGGUCCCGAGAGUCAAGACGAGCUUCGCGUUCCAUUCGGCCAUGGUGUCGUUGGUCGUGUGGCGCUCACACGAACCCUGAUGAACAUUCGCAAUGCGCAGCGAUGCCCAUUCUUCUAUCCAAACGUCGAUCAGACGACGGGCUUCCGCACCAAGAACAUUCUGUGUUUUCCCGUCAUCGACAAUUCGGGUCUGAUGGUCGGCGUCGCCGAGAUUUGCAACAAGAAGGACUCGCUGGAGACGGGUUUCUCGCGACGCGACGAGAAAUUCGCCAAAAAUUUCGGAAUCCACUGUGCCACGUGCAUCGCUCAUAGUAUCUUCUACAAAAAGAUCCAGGAGACCUAUUUGAAGAGCCAUAUGGCGACGGAGAUGAUGGUGCAGGGUGUCAAUGUCGUAAUUCCCGACGACGACAUUCAGCGUCUUGUGACGGAUCCGCGACGCGAUUGGCGCUACUUCAACGACUAUUUCGAUGAUUUCGCGUUUGCGCCGCGCUCGAUCGGCGAGAAUCACUUCCACAAAGCGUCGAUGACGUUCUUCGAGGAUCUCGGCUUCACCUAUCAGUUUCGCAUCAACAAACGCAAGCUGUCAUAUUUGGUGUUGCGCAUUUCGGCCGGCUACCGUCCGGUGCCCUAUCACAAUUGGUCGCACGCGUUCGCCGUCGCGCAUUUCUGUUGGCUCGUGCUUCGCACCGACGCGUGCAAACAGAAUCUCGACGACGUCGAGCGAUUGUCGUUGCUCAUCGCUUGCCUGUGCCACGAUAUCGACCAUCGCGGCACCACCAACUCGUUUCAACUGCAAUCGAAGACCCCACUGGCUCAGUUGUACAGCAGCGAGGGAAGUGUGUUGGAGCGGCACCACUACGCGCAGACGGUGUCGAUUCUGACGACGCCCGAAUGCGAUAUUCUCAGCCAUUUGCCGGCCGGCCAGUAUCGAUCGAUUUUGUCGAACAUUCGCGAGGUGAUUCUCGCCACCGACAUCGCCGCCCAUCUCAAAAAAGUGGCGCAAAUUCAGAAGAUGGUCAAAGCCGGCUUUCGAAAAUCGUCGAUAGUCGACCACUACAUGCUGUCGAGUCUCAUCAUGACCGCUUCGGAUCUUUCGGAUCAAUCGAAGAACUUCCACAACGCGAAACUGAUCGCCGAAAACAUCUACACGGAGUUCUUCGCGCAAGGCGAUCUUGAGAACGAGAUCGGCGUCACACCAUUGGAGAUGAUGGAUCGCCAUAAGGCGUUCGUGCCGCAAGUCCAAAUCGAGUUUCUCGACACCAUCGGAUUGCCGGUGUUCAAAAUGUUGUCGGAGGUGAUUCCCGAUGGCAAAUCGACGUACGAGUCGAUAUGCGCGAAUCGCGUCUGCUGGCAGGCGCUUCACGAGGAGAUGAGCCGUGUGGAUCCGACGACGCUCAAAGAGCUUGACUAUUUGAGGGACGAGGAGAUUGAGAAGAAGGUUUUCGAGCGCGUUCGAGCCAUUAAUCCGACGAUCGCCGACAUCGCCUCGAAAAGGGUCGAUUUGAAGGUGAACGGAAGAGUGGCGUAUUUGGCGUCGCCUGAUGAAUUCGGCCACAUGUACGACGGUUACGAUAUUGAAGCGCAGACGACGCUGCCGGGGUUCGAGUGCAGCGCGCUCAACAACAACACGAUACGGGCGACGAAGCAGCGUAAGGCGACGAUGGAAGCGACGCGAUGCUCGCCGCCGAUCGCGUUGCUCAAAGACGACGACGACGAUGAGCGCGACGCGUCGUCGCGUCAACGAACACCGCGACGAUUGUGGCGACGCGCGCGCGACGUUCUCGAGACGAUGUCGUCGACGUGCGUUGGCUCGUGCUCGCCGCGCCAAUCGCGGCGCCAUCUAAGCGACGAGGACGAUGAUGAUGAUGAUGAGAACACGUCGCAGUAG
This is a messenger RNA of Caenorhabditis bovis, 2220 nucleotides long. Lineage: Eukaryota; Metazoa; Nematoda; Chromadorea; Rhabditida; Rhabditidae. The record is from the annotation of a GenBank genome assembly.